CUUAUCUGUCCUUUAAUUCACGAGGAGAAAUAAGAAAUUUCCUUAUUUGACCUUUACUGUCCAAGGAAAUAGUAAUUAAGCACCACAUUCCACUCUACUCUUUUCACCCUAACCAUUCUCUCUCUCCUAUGUUCUCCUCUCACUGACUGGUAGGUUGGUCUCUACUAUCUGCCAUUUGUUUUCACUUGUUCCGGUCAAACUCUCAUGCUUUCAAACUUAAUAACUUUCUUGCACCCUAACUUCUCACUAAGUCCCUGCCAUGUCCACGAACUACUCAACCAAUGGAGACUCCGAAACUCUCCUUCGUCGUCCUUUGUUGUCCUCCCAAAGAUCCAUUGUCAACUCCACGUCCCAGGUUGCUAUUGUCGGCUCCAAUGUCAGCCCAAUUGAGAGCCUCGACUACGAGAUUUUCGAGAACGAGUUCUUCAAGCAUGAUUGGAGGAGCAGAGGGAAGGCUCAGAUAUUUCAGUUCAUGAUUAUGAAGUGGCUCUUGUGCCUUCUAAUUGGCAUGAUUGUUUGCCUUGUUGGCUUCUGCAACAAUCUCGCGGUUGAGAAUCUCGCUGGCAUCAAGUUUGUGGUCACGUCCAACAUGAUGUUGGAGAGAAGGUUUCUGAUGGCCUUUUUAGUAUUUUUUGUUUCAAAUUUGGUUCUCACGGUUUUUGCGUGCACAAUCACGGCUUUGAUAGCACCUACUGCCACCGGUUCAGGUAUACCCGAGGUGAAAGCUUACCUGAAUGGUGUGGAUGCACCUGGAAUAUUUACUGUACGAACUCUUCUUGUUAAGAUUAUUGGAAGUAUUACAGCAGUGUCAUCAUCGCUUCUUAUUGGGAAGGCGGGGCCUAUGGUGCAUACAGGUGCAUGUGUGGCUGCAUUGUUAGGUCAGGGUGGGUCGAAGAGAUAUGGGUUAACAUGGAAAUGGUUAAAGUUUUUUAAGAAUGACCGAGAUCGGAGAGAUUUAAUAAUAUGUGGAUCAGCAGCUGGAAUUGCUGCUGCCUUCCGUGCCCCUGUUGGUGGCGUGUUGUUUGCUCUUGAAGGGAUGUCAUCUUGGUGGAGAAGUGCCCUUUUGUGGAGAGCUUUCUUCACAGCAGCAAUAGUUGCAAUUUUGCUUCGUGCCCUGAUUGAUUUAUGUUUAAGUGGUAAAUGUGGGUUAUUUGGUAAAGGGGGACUGAUAAUGUUCGAUGCUUAUUCAGCAAGUAUUUCAUAUCAUUUGGUGGAUGUUCCUCCUGUGUUUGUUCUUGGUGUUAUAGGGGGAAUACUUGGCAGCUUAUUUAAUUUGAUUUUGAGUAAAGUUCUUCGCAUAUACAAUUUUAUCAAUGAGAAAGGCACCAUUUUCAAAAUUUUGCUUGCCUGUGUAAUCUCCAUUUUUACAUCCUGUCUUCUUUUUGGAUUGCCAUGGUUAACAUCUUGCCGACCUUGUCCGCCUGAUCCAUCUGAGCCUUGUCCUACAAUAGGUCGGUCUGGUAUCUACAAGAAAUUCCAGUGCCCACCUAAUCACUACAAUGAUCUUGCCAGCCUCAUUUUCAACACAAAUGAUGACGCUAUUAGAAAUCUAUUUAGCAAGAAUACCGACGAUGAGUUUGAGUUUAAAUCAGUGUUCAUCUUUUUCAUCACUUGCUUUUCUUUAAGUAUCUUUAGCUAUGGAGUUGUUGCUCCAGCUGGUCUAUUUGUGCCAGUUAUUGUGACUGGUGCAUCUUAUGGGCGUAUUGUUGGAAUGUUGCUUGGCAAAAAGGACAGUCUUAGCCAUGGUCUUUAUGCUGUACUUGGUGCUGCUUCCUUUCUCGGUGGCUCCAUGAGGACAACAGUUUCUUUGUGUGUAAUUAUUCUAGAACUGACCAAUAACCUGUUAUUGCUACCCCUAAUCAUGAUGGUGCUGUUCAUUUCUAAGACUGUAGCAGAUGCUUUCAAUGCAAAUAUAUAUGACAUUAUAAUGAAAGCCAAGGGUUUGCCUUAUUUAGAAACUCAUGCUGAACCAUAUAUGAGGCAGCUAUCAGUAGGCGAUGUAGUCACAGGCCCACUUCAGACAUUUAAUGGGGUUGAGAAGGUUUGCAACAUAGUGUUUAUUCUCAGAACUACGGGACAUAAUGGGUUUCCCGUUAUAGACGAGCCUCCUAUUUCGCAAGCUCCAGUUUUAUUUGGCAUAAUCCUCCGUGACCAUCUUCUCACAUUGUUGAAGAAGAAAGCUUUUAUGUCCUCACCUAUGGCAACAAGUGGUGAUGUCAUCAAUGAGUUUUCAGCAGAUGAUUUUGCAAAGAAGGGUUCAAGCAAAGGUCGUCUAAAGAUAGAGGAUAUACAGUUAUCAGAGGAAGAGAUGGACAUGUUCAUAGAUCUACAUCCAUUUACUAAUGCUUCUCCUUAUACUGUUGUGGAGACAAUGUCACUGGGAAAGGCCCUUACACUUUUCCGAGAGCUAGGUUUAAGGCAUCUGCUAGUGGUACCCAAGUUCUCCGGUAGAUCACCUGUGGUGGGUAUACUCACACGACACGAUUUCAUGUCAGAACAUAUAUUGGGUUUGCAUCCCUUUCUGGUAAGAAACACAGGGAAAAGUUUAAGAUUUUAACACCCUUGGCUAGGGAAAAAUAAAUUUGGGCAUUUGAGCAACGCUUACAUAUUCUUGCGUUGCAGAAGGAUUUCUUAUUCAUGAGACCAGAUUACCAGUGAUAGUUUUUUUUUUUUUGUACACUUCAUGGAAGCCAGAGCUCUAAGUCAUAUUACAAAAAUCAAAGAAUGAUUCAAUGAGCCCUUUAUCAAUUAUUGGUCUUUGUUGCACUUUGACGAAAGUAUGGUACUUGAUAGAACAUUAUGGCGGAAGUUGAUCCAUGUAGCCGACCCCACCUAGUGGGAUAAGGCGUUGUUGUUGUUGUUGUUGUUGUUGCACUUUGACGAAAGCAUGAGGCUGCAUGAAAGGAUGAUGGCCUCUAAUCAUGGGGAUUUCGUUUUACUUUAAUUGAUUGCAUUAUACUUUCUGUCAUAAAUCAUAAUGAUUGAUCAAUGGUUGGUUGAAGCAGGUUGAAGGUGCUUCGCUUCUCGUUUGUAGAAA
This is a messenger RNA of Glycine soja, 3037 nucleotides long. RefSeq names its product putative chloride channel-like protein CLC-g. The record is from RefSeq and is a predicted model, not a curated record. The coding region runs from base 260 to 2557 and encodes 765 amino acids. Gene Ontology annotation, molecular function: voltage-gated chloride channel activity. The transcript is spliced from 7 exons. NCBI's taxonomy places the organism in Eukaryota, Viridiplantae, Streptophyta, Magnoliopsida, Fabales, Fabaceae. Gene Ontology annotation, cellular component: plant-type vacuole membrane; intracellular membrane-bounded organelle. Gene Ontology annotation, biological process: chloride transport; transmembrane transport.